This is a messenger RNA of Mesorhabditis spiculigera, 2184 nucleotides long. NCBI's taxonomy places the organism in Eukaryota, Metazoa, Nematoda, Chromadorea, Rhabditida, Rhabditidae. The record is from the annotation of a GenBank genome assembly.
AUGGAGCGCGUACCAGUUUACGUCGCAGCGGAUGGAGAAACGGCAGCGGGCGCCGGUGAUUCUGCUUCCUAUACCACAUAUCACACACUGGAUGGCCCUUACUCCCCAUACUACACGACCAGUGCGGAUGGGAUUUUCACAACCGCCGGCUCGUCGAAGGGCACGAUUUAUACAUCGCGCAGGAAAUAUAUCGGCGACAACUCUACCAUUGUCGUCGCAGACGUCGUGGAUCCAGUGACUGGCGAGAGCCAGACUAUUGGCACACAAAUUCAUCAUCUUCAGCCUGUGGACACCGAUGAAGAGCCAUACAAUAUGGAUACCUAUUAUAUCGGUCGCGAUAACGAAGAGCAACUGAUCGACAAUGAUAUGCCGAUGGGACAUCGAGAUCGCUACGAGAGUGAUGGAAGACUUUACCUGGCGCAGCCGAAAUCCUUGUUCGAGAUCGAAGAGGAACGGCGACUGAGGCAUGCUGAAAACUCGAGGCUCAGGUACCAUCGUAUGUCGGAAGAAAAACGAAAAGCGGUGAACCAGCGGCGGGCCGAACGCAUCAAAACAGCCCGACAAAGAAACAAGGAAGUGCACGAGUUGGAAACCAUUUUGAAAGAUUCAAACGAUAUUGAAUCGAGUCAGGAUGAGCCAUCAUUUCAGCACGAUAUUGAUCAACAAGAAGAAGCUCGACAAAGAAGAGUGAAACAGAGAAGAGCUGAUGCUGCAAGAAUUCGAUAUCAUAAGAUGACCGAGGCUCAACGCAAGGAGUACAACAUGCGGCGCCGCUUCAGGCAGCUUGGUCUUGACCCCGAUUUCCCUGUACUUGAUGACGAAAAAGUUCAGGCCAAGUUGCGAGAAGUCAACCAAAAGAAGGCCCAAGCAGCAAGAAAUCGGUAUCACGCUAUGAGUGAGGAGGAGCGACGUCAAUACAAUGCCCGUCGUACCGCCGCUUUCCGUAAGCGUCGUAAUGAGGAGGAACAGCUUCUCAAUACCCCAGCCGGAAAGAUCUCAGCGAUGGCGUUGGAAAAGGCGCACAAGAUUAUGUGCCGGAACGCAAGGAAAGCUGAGGCAGCUCGGUUGCGCUAUCAAAGGAUGUCCCAUGAUGAACGGCGGGAGUUCAAUAUACGCCGAAAUGGAACAAGAAGGAGCGGGCGGCUGACCGAAGAUGAGAACAGCCUCGAUGCAUCGCUUGAAACGACUGCUCCAGAGCCAUCUAGCAGUUCUGAUCUCUACAUGAAAAGUAUGCCCACUAUUGAGCAACCCGAUCGGAAUGUUGUCAUGGUAGAGGAUGUUCCUGUGGACGAAUCGGAAACCGAUCCAGCCGACAUAGUGGUUGACGACGAUGACAUCAACGUUGAUCUCGAGACAUUUGAGGAAACUGAGCGGGAUAUUGAUAGCAAGACGAAGCUGGCUCAGUGUCUUCUUACACAGAAGGCCGAGGUGAAGGCACCGAGCAAUCUACCGCGCUGUGUUUACGUCACUAGCGAGCUCGUCACCGAUCCACAGGGAAAAGAAACCCUUUAUUUACAGCCCGCCCCAGGCCAAGGUAUCGACGAGAAGCAACUAAAGCUGAUGCUUGAGCAUGAAUGUGAUGAAACCGGUCGCUUGUUCGAAAUUAGGACUAUGGAUGGAAAGAUUCUUCUCCAGAAGCCGAGCCACGCCCUCGAUGAAAGCAUCAAGCCCUACAAUCCAAUGGAUGUUUACAAUGGCGAUCGCUCUGAAUACUACGACGACAAGGUCGAAAAGGCGAAAAAGCGCAGGGCCGAGAAGGCUAGAGAACGUUAUCAUAAGAUGAGCGAUGCUGCAAAGGCAGAAUUCAACUCUCGACGGGCCGAAACGCUGCGCAAGGCUAGGAAGCGCGAUGAAGAUUUGAUCCAGUUAGCCUCUACAACCCCUUUAUCGACGAUGGAUGAGGAGACAAAGAAGGCUGUGCUGGAUGCGCAGCGAAGGAGACAGAAGCGGGCUAUGCAGGCUCGAGAGAAAUAUCAUCGAAUGAACAGCGAGGAACGUCGACAAUAUAACGCGAUGCGGGACGCCCAGCGUCGACAACGCAAGCGUGAACAAGAAGGCAAAACGUUGACUCGACAGGGCGACGAAUCCGGCGGGGAACUAUCACGUGAAGGCGUCGAUGAUCAUCAGGAUGAGGAUCUCUUCCCAGAAUUCUAUGAUGACUACGACGAUCCCGCCACGAAAUAU